Fusarium subglutinans is the source of this 2136-nucleotide messenger RNA. Its product is annotated as cutinase transcription factor 1 beta. The record is from RefSeq and is a predicted model, not a curated record. Gene Ontology annotation, molecular function: zinc ion binding; DNA binding; DNA-binding transcription factor activity, RNA polymerase II-specific. NCBI's taxonomy places the organism in Eukaryota, Fungi, Ascomycota, Sordariomycetes, Hypocreales, Nectriaceae. The transcript has 6 exons. The coding region runs from base 1 to 2136 and encodes 711 amino acids. Gene Ontology annotation, biological process: regulation of DNA-templated transcription; DNA-templated transcription.
AUGCGCUUCGUCAACCUCGGUAUGCCAAAACGCCGUGCCAAACAAGCAUGUCUCCAUUGUCGAAGCAGAAAGAUCCGCUGCGAUCUGGCCUUUGGUGGUUCACCCUGUCUGAACUGCCGUUUGGAUGAGGUCCACUGCGAGGUCAGGGGCCGAAAGCCAAAGCGCAAAAGGCUCGACACAAAAAACGCGAGAGUCCCGAUCAAUACCAACACCAGCUCUGCGACCACCACUUCCAACGACAUAUGGGUCCAGGAUGGCAUGUUCACAACUAACGACGAUUCUUUGGGAGUCUGCCCAUCCUCACCAUCGAAUCCCUCGCCAUGCCAUCUCGACAGCGUGCAAACGGAGUCUACUGAUGCUAGGUCCGAAGGCGAUAGCACGAUGCUGGAGCCGACAGAUAACCGCCUUGCUUUUAUUAGCAACCCAGACCUAAGCAAACUUCUUCCAGAUGAUGUUUGCUUCUUACGACGACAAGGAUGCUUGAACGUUCCGCCCAGACCUAUGCUCGAUGAAUUUAUCCGAGAAUACUUUUUACACGUCCACCCGAUGCUACCCUUAAUGGACGAGUCUGUGUUUUGGGAAGAAUAUAGAGAGGAGACGAACAAGUUGUCGUUGUUCUUGAUCCAGGCGAUGUUAUUUGCUUCCUGUAGUUUCGUGCCGGAAUCUAUAACGAAAGAACUGGGGUUUAAAAGCCCUCGCCUUGCAGCUGCUAGGUUUUAUCAACGAGCCAAGCUUCUUUAUGUCUUCGACAUCGAACCGUCUGCCGUCGACCUAGCACGGGGCGCCUUGCUGCUCACCUUUUUACCCGUCUCGUUGGGCAGCGAUCACCCAACACCUAACUCGGUAUGGUUGACCAGAGCGAUCAAACACGCCGAAAGCGUUGGUGCCAGUCAAGUGAAAUAUACCAAUGGACCUGACACAGGCUCACUGAAACGUCUCUGGUGGUGUUGUAUCCUCCGUGACCGUAGUAUUUCUCUUGGUCAAAGACGAUGUGUACAGAUUCCUGGUAAAUACCCGUUACCAGCGGAAGAGGACUUUAGCUCCGAGUUCAAUGGGUCUUUGGUCUAUACAUCACACAUAAAAACCCAGCUAUUCAGAGUAUUCCGUCGACUGAUGGCAUUAAGCUAUACAGUAGGAGAUUUGCUUCAGCUGAUGGCUCGACAUCGCAGUGCUUCACAUCACCUGGAGACUGUAUGUGCUGAUGACCACACAACUCUAUCUAGAUGCAGAGAGGAUCUCUCGACUUGGUUCAGUGCCACCGGGGAAGAGUUCCUGGAACUGGGUCAAAGAAAUGAGCAACGACAUCCAUCUGUCAUUGUCUACACGAACUUUGUAUAUAUGCAAUACUAUACAGCAAAAUUGCUACUCCAUCAUCAGAAACUCAUAGCUGAUGUUGGUUUGUCUGAUUUGAUCGAGUUCCUUCCCUCUGCCCUCAUCGAUGAGGUUCGUUCUGCCACCUUUCGUUUUAUUGACCAUCUGUCGGAGCCCGUCCGACUUGGACUUGCGAGGUUUCUACCUAUCAGUGUGGCUGCCUUUGCCGCUGUCCCCAUGGCUAUGCAUGUGUUUGAGGCCAGACUCGGCGGUCAAGUCACGGAGAACGAGAGGCGGCUUCGCAUACUAAUUGAAAUGCUGGAGGCACAUCAGCCACGAUUUGAAGGGAUCGAACCCCUGAGCCUUCUUGUUCGCCAAACUGUCACCUCCGUCGAGAGUUGUCUGAGGAGUCAGGGGAAGGACUGCCUACGAAGCUGGACAGACAUUAUAGCCUGCCACCCAUACCAAUAUUUGAACUGUACAUUAGUGUUGGAACGAGCUCUGUGCUCCUCACAAGAACUGAAAGGCUGCUCCAUGCCGAGUAGUAACUGGUCUGCUAUGAUGGAAUACUGCCGCCCCACUGAGAUCGGGACCUCAUCGAGUGUUUCUGACGCCGUCGAAGGUCUUGAAAGUAUUCAUUCUCUUGGCUUUCUUGAUUUAGUAACGGGGUUGGACGAGUCUGGUACCUCUCUGUCGGAUCAAGAUGUAUAUAAUCUAUGUAGCUUGGACUGGGACCCGUUUGGUAGCAUGGAGCUUGAAGACGCAGGGCCAGACAGCAGUGAAGAUGGAGUGGACCUCUUGGACAAGAUAUUGAAUGACCUAUAG